AUGUCUGCACGGAAACUGGGAGGCGGCCGUAUACUCGGCAGUGGCAAAGGUCUUGCGCCUCCCACCCCCCCGACCGCUCCUCCAUCCGACAGCACCGUGUCCUUGGGCUCGGCGUCUCCAUCCCCCCCGGUCAGCGGGAGCCUGCCAGACUUGGGCCAAGACAUCGGCGCGAGCAUAAGCGUCGGGGCCCAAGCAAAGUCCAACGCAGCCAACAAGACCGCUCUUUUUUGCCCCAUCUGCAAUGAAGAAAUGGUCACUCUGCUCCAGCUCAACCGACACAUCGACGACAGCCAUCAAGAGCUACCCGAGGCCGCGCAGAACGAAGUCAAGACGUGGUUCGACAAGCAGGUUCUGAAAGCCAAACGCUUCCAACCGCUGUCCCUCAUCAACCAGAAACUCCGCGGGUUGGAAGUCUUCGAGUCGAACGAGUCCCUGCCGAUACCCACCUCCGCCACGGCCACGGCUGCGGCUGCGGCCACGGCUGCGGGCAAGUCUCCGGCCGAGGCUCCCAUUGACCCUGACGAUGUUAUUACUCGCAGCCACUGGCAGAGAUCGACGCAUUUUGACGCGUGUACAGAUCCAGCUUGCGGUAAAAGACUGGGGCCAAUGAACGGCAGCGUCAACUGCAGGCACUGCGGAAAGCUAUUCUGCGAGGAACACACAAUGUACCAAAUGAAGCUGAGCCGGACUGCGAGUCACGAACCGGUGCGCGGCUACUGGGCAAGAGUGUGCGAGACGUGCUACAAGUCGAGGGACGGGUACAAUGACCACAAUGGCGUGUCUGUAGACCACAUGGACUUCUUCUCGGGAAUCAGGAGGACCAAGGUAGAACGACAAAAGCUGGACGUGUCGAGAUUAGAGAAGAGACUGACAAAGCUAACGAAACUCUUGUCUCGACCCCCGGACAAGCUCCCGUCGCACAAUGGGUCCAUCCUAUCCCCAGUCUCAACACUCACUGGCCAACUGACCACGAGGAAGCUGCUGGAGCAAAGCGUCGUGACUUGGCAAGACGACGACAAAGUUACCCAGUGCCCGCUCUGUCAACAAGAGUUUGUUAGCCUCAAUAUCACUAGUACACCGGCAAACCUGUCGCCCGAAAAGACGCCUCCGGCCGGACCGGCAGAUGUCCUCGCCCUGGCCAUCCGCAUGUGCCGCGAAUGCAACCACACCAUCUUCUCCGGCCGCGACUUCACGGCAUCGGUGCUGCACAAGCCCCCCGACCAAAGGGCCUACGACACGCUCCGCCAGUUCGAACGCGGCAUCUGCCAGCUGCUGCCGGCCUUCCACAGAGCCCUCCAGCUCCUGCAACCAGCCGCCCUGCCCAGCGGGGAGACGGACCUGACCAAGCCGCCCCCCACGCACGCCCAGAUCCAGGAGGCGGGCAAGAUCCGCAAACGCCUCAUGGACAGCUUCGGCAAGUACGGCGUGGCCGCCAAGAGGCUGCGGGACCUCGAGACAGGCAGUCCCACGCAGCAGAGGCUGCAGCAGGCCGUCUACGCCUACUCGAGCAGCUUCCUGCACGCAAACAUGCUGCCGCUCAAGAGCCUGCCGCAGCUCCUGCGCCGGCGGUCCGCGGCCUCGCACCCGUCGCGGUUCCUGACCAUUCCGGCCCAAUCUACGUCGAGCCUGCGCCAUUCCGAGCUGGCAUCCGAUGCGGGAUCCCAAGCAGCCAGCGAGGCCAGCACCGUCGUCAGCCAGCUCGAGACUGAGGAAAAGGACCUCCGGGAACGGCUCGCCGUGCUGGAGGAGCAAAAGUUCCUCGUCGACGAGAUGAUGCGCUCCGCCACCAGCGCCCGCCGCUUCGAAGAAGCUGGCGCCCUGUCCGCCAACGCCUUUGAGCUGGACAAGGAGGCCCAGGAGCUGAAGACGAAGAUUGACAGUGUCGAGCAGAAGUGGGAACAUGCCCAUCGCAGCGGACUGGCGUGA
Ustilaginoidea virens is the source of this 1926-nucleotide messenger RNA. RefSeq lists its product as uncharacterized. The coding region runs from base 1 to 1926 and encodes 641 amino acids. The record is from RefSeq and is a predicted model, not a curated record. The transcript has 4 exons. Gene Ontology annotation, biological process: DNA repair. Gene Ontology annotation, molecular function: DNA binding; metal ion binding. NCBI's taxonomy places the organism in Eukaryota, Fungi, Ascomycota, Sordariomycetes, Hypocreales, Clavicipitaceae.